GCCACCGGCCCCAUGGACGGGGCGAACCACACACAGGUGACAGAGUUCAUGUUCCUGGGCUUCUCCCGCGUCCUGCAGGGCCAGGCCUUCGUCUUCCUGGCCUUCCUCGCCAUCUACCUCAUCACCCUGCUGGGGAACUGCCUGAUCCUCACCCUCAUCGUGCUGGAUCCCCAGCUGCACAGCCCCAUGUACUUCUUCCUCGGCCACCUCGCCUUCCUGGACAUGUGCUACUCCUCCGUCACGCUGCCCAAGAUCCUGGUCAACCUCCGGCACCAGCGGAAGACCAUUUCCUACCAGGAGUGCAUGGCACAGAUGUUCUUCCUCAUGACCUGCGGGGCCACUGAGGGUGCACUGCUGGCCAUCAUGGCCUUUGACCGGUAUGCGGCCAUCUGCAAACCCCUGCAUUAUACCCAUGUCAUGAGUAAGAAGGUGUGUGUCCCACUGGCCACAGCCUGCUGGCUCUGGGGCAUCCUGGACUCGGCCAUCCACACCUCCCUGGCCACCGACGUCUCCUUCUGUGGAGCCAACCAGAUCCACCACAUCUUCUGCGACGUCCCUCCCCUGCUGAAGAUCGCCUGCAGCGACACCUACAUCAACGAGAUGGCUCUUCAUGCUGCCAGUGUCUUUGUGGGAUUGAUCCCGUUUCUGCUCAUUCUCAUCUCGUACCUCUACAUCCUGCUGGCCAUCCUCCGCAUCCGCUCCAACACGGGCAGGCACAAAGCCUUCUCGACGUGUGCUGCACACCUGGCCGUGGUCAUCAUCUAUUUUGGGAUGGGUGACCUGAACUACAACCGGCCCAGCGCUGGCUACUCUGUGGAGGUGGACACGCUGGUCUCUGCGCUGUACUGCAUCCUUCCCCCCGUGCUUAACCCCCUCAUCUACAGCCUCCGCAACCAGGACGUGAGGGGUGCCCUGAGGAGGGCCCUGGGGCACCACGAGAAGGACAACACAUCCCCACGCACACAGCCAGGUGUGGACGUAGCUGCCACCGGCCCCAUGGACAGGGCGAACCAGACACAGGUGACAGAGUUCAUCUUCCUGGGCUUCUCCCACAUCCUGCAGGGCCAGGCCUUCCUCUUCCUGGCCUUCUUGACUGUCUACCUCAUCACGCUGCUGGGGAACUGCCUGAUCCUCACCCUCAUCGUGCUGGAUCCCCAGCUGCACAGCCCCAUGUACUUCUUCCUCGGCCACCUCGCCUUCCUGGACAUGUGUUACUCCUCCGUCACGCUGCCCAAGAUCCUCGUCAACUUUGUACGCCAGCAAGAGACCAUCUCCUACCGGGAGUGCAUGGCACAGAUGUUCUUCCUCAUAAUCUGCGCAGGAACAGAGUGUGCACUGCUGACCGUCAUGGCCUUUGACCGGUACGUGGCCAUCUGCAAACCCCUGCACUACACCCGCAUCAUGAGUAAGAAGGUGUGUGUCCCACUGGCCACGGCCUGCUGGCUCUGGGGCAUCCUGAACUCAACUAUGCACACCUCCCUGGCCACCGACGUCUCCUUCUGUGGAGCCAACCAGAUCCACCACAUCUUCUGCGACGUCCCUCCUCUGCUGAAGAUCGCCUGCAGCAACACCUACAUCAACGAGAUGGCUCUUCAUGCUGCCAGUGUCUUCGUGGGAUUAUUCCCAUUUCUGCUCGUUCUCAGCUCAUACACCUACAUCCUGCUGGCCAUCCUCCGCAUCCGCUCCAACACGGGCAGGCACAAAGCCUUCUCCACAUGUGCUGCACACCUGGUCGUGGUCAUCAUGUACUUUGGCAUGGCCAUCCUGAAUUACAACAAGCCCAGCGCUGGCUACUCAGUGCAGGUGGACACGCUGGUCUCUGCACUGUACUGCAUCCUCCCCCCCAUGCUCAACCCCCUCAUCUACAGCCUCCGCAACCAGGACGUGAAGGGCGCCCUGAGGAGGGCUCUGGGGCACCAUGAGAAGGACAAUGCAUCCCCACGCUCACAGACAGGUGUGGACUAA
Alligator mississippiensis (American alligator) is the source of this 1965-nucleotide messenger RNA. RefSeq lists its product as uncharacterized. Gene Ontology annotation, biological process: G protein-coupled receptor signaling pathway. NCBI's taxonomy places the organism in Eukaryota, Metazoa, Chordata, Crocodylia, Alligatoridae. Gene Ontology annotation, cellular component: membrane. The transcript has 2 exons. The record is from RefSeq and is a predicted model, not a curated record. Gene Ontology annotation, molecular function: olfactory receptor activity; G protein-coupled receptor activity. Bases 13 to 1965 code for a protein of 650 amino acids.